Messenger RNA from Peronospora farinosa, 1044 nucleotides. Lineage: Eukaryota; Oomycota; Peronosporomycetes; Peronosporales; Peronosporaceae. The record is from the annotation of a GenBank genome assembly.
AUGAACGCUCCAUCGUCUCCAUGGAGCGGGUCAAAGGUGUCCCAAAUGUGGUCUGCCAAGGGUGACGAGCGCUGUUCUCCACCUCGCUCGGAUGAAUACAAGUACUGGUCGCUCAUGCAGCUCAAGCGCGAGAUUACGCAGCGGCAACUGAAGACGAACCCGCGCAAACGCAACAAAGACGCAUUUGUGCGCGUAUUGCUUCAAAAUGAUCAGGAACAGACGAAGACUCAGGUCCAGACACCGAUCGAAAACAUUACACCGACCCAGCAAACGACACUGAAUGAACCUGUUAUGUUCGUUCCCACCUCAACCUCAGAACUACAGAACAUGUAUGUUACUAGCGGAACCCAACAGCAGGAUAUUUAUGAGUCGAAUGAGGGACACGCACAAGAGCAGCAGGAGUUGUAUCUAGAUCAUCAAUCACGACCACAUCAGCAACAGCAGCAGGAACAGAUCUAUGUUGAUAAUGGAGAGCAGCAACAGCCUCAUAUUUUUACCAAUUGCGGAGUGAUGCAGACCGCACGUUUGACCCUUCCGGCAUCUGCACCUCCAGUUGAAACUUCAUCUCAAGUUCAGACGCAGACUUCAGUUCUCAUUUCAGCUAAUGUUGCUCCGGCUCUUGAGUCUGAAGUAGCAAGUUUUCAGGUUACGAAAAGACAAAGGAUGGAGGGAGUAGGACAAGAGAGUGAUGGAAGUGAGAACGUAAAUAAUGCGGUAGCGUCGGAGAUCAGGAGGACUGAAUCGACGGCACAACAGAGUGGAAAAGGAGCGACAGAGUAUUUGAGACGAAAGCUGAGUGUUCAGGCAGCACGUUUAGAGAUUGAAAGCCGACGCUUGGACUUGGAAACUAAACGUGAACAGCGGAAUAGCGAGUUGCAUGCGGUGCAGCUUGCAUUAGCACAAGAACAACUGCAACAAGCCGAAAUUACUACCCAAAAGAUGAAGACGGAGUGGAUGGUGGAGCAGAUGAUACAGAAGAAGAGAUUGAAUGACGCUGGGAUUUCGCAGAAUGACUCGGCAAAUCUAGGAAUGUACAUGUCAUGA